Molecule: messenger RNA, 2454 nt
Organism: Canis lupus familiaris (dog)
Lineage: Eukaryota; Metazoa; Chordata; Mammalia; Carnivora; Canidae
Product: butyrophilin subfamily 1 member A1
Exons: 10
Coding region: 505-2139 (544 amino acids)
Biological process (GO): regulation of cytokine production; T cell receptor signaling pathway
Cellular component (GO): external side of plasma membrane
Molecular function (GO): signaling receptor binding
Source: RefSeq, a predicted model, not a curated record
UCAGGGUGGCCAAAGAGAAGUGUACUGCUGGGAGAUUCCCAUGCCGGGGGGGUGUCUUUCUCUCAGUUGUUUGAACUACCUUAAAAAAACUACCCCAGGCUUCCUCCUGGGCUCCAUGUUUUGUAAAGUCUGAUAUCCUGUGGGCAUUUUGGAGAAAGUCUCACGGGAGACACCUGUGGGCAGCCAAGAACAGUGUUCUUGAGUUGGAAAAAGAGUUCAGAGAAAUUGUGGACAGAUUUAUCACUGUAGAACAUGGCUGUUGAGAUGAAGACUGUUUCCUUGAAAAAGGGAAACAAAAGGUAUUUUUUUGUGACUGUUAAAACUUCUGUAAUAUUCCCUGGGAGAGACACACAACAGAUGUUUGAGAGCUUCUGGAAGCCAUUUCCUAGAAUCACUGAACUGCCUUAACUGUGAUUGUUUUUACUUUAUGAAUCCCAUUUUUGUCUUCAGUCCAGCUAUUUUCAGACCUUACUCUGUGUCAUACUGUUGUCUACUCUGGGAAAGAUGGUGAAUUCCCUGGACUCCUCUCUGCUAAGAGAUUUCUUCUCUAUCCUACUUCUCCAGGUAUCCAUGUGGGGCUCCGAUUCAUUCUUGGUUAUCGGCCCCUCCGAGCCAAUUGUGGCCAUGCUGGGCACUGACACGGUGCUGCCCUGUCGUGUGUCCCCACCCCUGAAUUUGGAGAGCAUGGAGCUGAGGUGGUUCCGCUCCCAGUUCUCCGAGGCUGUGUAUGUGUAUAGGAAUGGAAUGGAGCAGGCUGGAGAACAGCUGGUAGAUUUCAAGGGGAGAGCGGAGCUGGUGAAAGAUUACAUCACUGAAGGAAGAGUAGCUGUGAGAAUCUACAGUCUCCGGAUCUCAGACAAUGGAAUGUACAAGUGUUUUUUUAAAAAAGACAGUGACUUUGAAGUAGCCACUUUGGAGCUGAAGGUGAUUGGUCUGGGUUCUGGUCCUCAUGUUUUCAUGGUGGGUCCAGAAGAUAAAGGAAUAAGGCUGACAUGCAGAGGCAAGGGAUGGUUUCCUCAGCCUGAGGUACAAUGGACAGAUGCAAGGGGAGAGAAGAUACCAUCUCUCUCUGAGGAUGAGACCCAAGAUGAUGAUGGGUUGUUUCAAAUAGAGGCAUCCCUCAUUGUGAGAGACAGUUCAAAGACAGAAGUAUCCUGCUCCAUGAAGAACCCUUUCUUUGGACAAGGACAGGUGGAAACCAUUUCUAUUCCAGAAUCCUUCUUCCCUAGGACCUCUCCUUGGAAGAUAGCAUUUGCUGGGACUUUCCUCAUACUUGGGGGUUUUGUGGUUGCUGUUAUGUUUUUGGCCUGGAAACAACAACAGGAGAAGAGAAGAGUAUGGGAAGUCCAGAAGGAAAAAAAGGAAGAAAGCAAAGCCAAAGAACUGCUUGAAAAAGAGCUUGUCAAAAGGAAGCAAUUGUAUCAACAAGACUGGAGAAAAGCAAAAUUAUAUGCUGACUGGAGAAAGGAACAAUUCAAAGUAGCUGCUAUUACUCUGGAUCCAGACAGCGCUCAUCCCAAUCUCAUCCUAUCUGAGAAUAGAAAACAAGUUUCUUUAAUGGAAAAUGUUCCUCAGAACUGUGAUGCCUCAGUAUGCCAAGGACAAGAGGAAUGUGAAGCUGUCUUCAGUGUUCUGGGUCGGAAUUGCUUUAAUACAGGAAGACAUUACUGGGAGGUACAAGUCAAUAUGGGGACAGUAGCUGGACCUGUAAAUAAAUGGGCUGUGGGUGUUUGCUCAAAUACAGUAAGAAGAGAGGGGUGGUUUGUAGAAGGUCCAGAGAAGAAUAUCUGGGUGGUAGCAUAUGAGAAAGGAGAAGUCAAGUUUCCUACCUCCCCAGAGUCUCUGUCACUGAAGCAGCAUCCUCAAAGGAUAGGAGUUUUCUUGGACUGGGAAGAUGGAGAUGUGUCAUUUUACAACAUGGCUGAUGGGUCCCACAUCUGUUCCUUUACUGGACUUACCUUCUAUGAGACCCUCUGUCCUUAUUUUAGCCUUCGGGGCACUGGCACAUCUGUGACCAUCUGCUCAGGUUUAGAUUACACUGAAAAUUGUCCUGAUUCUUCUCCAAAUACCUCUGUAACUCAUUUAAGGAGUUGUGAUACAGGUGCCCCCCAAGAAGCUAAGCCUCUAUUACUUCCAUAAGAAGUGUCAGCACAUGUGCUCAGGCUUCUAGUGGUAUGUUCUCCAAGAAAGCUGCCCCUGUGUGGAGAGUAGGUCAGCUUCACUAAGUAUAAUUUCAACCCCUUCCAGAGAGGAAGAGGCAGAAAGAGGAAUGGGACAACUGCAAAAUGUCUGAAGGAAUGUCCUCUCCCGUUAUUUUUGGGGAAAGACAGCGUCUUUUUGAGUAGCAACAAUUUGUCCCAAGAAAAUUCCAAACAAAUGCAUGAUCUCUCUUCUGUUCUAGCACUCAAUGUGUAUUGAAAUAAACAUUUUUUGAAAUAAAUAUUUUUAAAGGUA